Penicillium olsonii is the source of this 963-nucleotide messenger RNA. Lineage: Eukaryota; Fungi; Ascomycota; Eurotiomycetes; Eurotiales; Aspergillaceae. The record is from the annotation of a GenBank genome assembly.
AUGGAUCGCAUAGGCUCAUGUCGCGCAGUGAAACAAGUCCGUCUGAAAGAUCUCCGGGCGAAAAAUUACCAGGGCUCGGAAGAUGAGUGGCUCCAAAUAUUGGCCUUUUUCUUGGGCCAGUCUGAAUCGACAGAGAGUCCGGAGUGUGCCACGGGGCUGGAAGCCUCGGCAACCAUAUCGGGCUCUGAUCAAGAACAACAGCUUGUCAUCACCAUACGCAAGCGCGUGCAUACCAUCACACAACGGAUUGGCGCACUGAGCUUACAACAGGACGAUGAACAAGCCAUUGAACUGUUGGAUUGGGCUGGCAUUUCCACAGCUAGAGCUGAUGACCUAGAAUACCAAGUGUCCAGCCUGACGAGUCGAUACAGUCUCGCGGAGAACACCAUUCAAAAAUUGAGCCAACAGCUGGAAGAGCUUAUGCGCGCAAAGGCCCAGCAUGAGAACCAACUGGUAGCCAAUUUUGUACAAAUUCUCAAUGAGAAAAAGUUGAAGGUGCGCAGCCAACAACGUUUGCUGGCAGCGGCAACAGUGAACCCGAUGACAAUGUCCGAGAUACAAGCUGGCAUCCCUGCGGAACCACCUGCAACGGGAAACCCCCACCCAGGAAAGAGGAGCGCCAGAAGCAUAAGCGACACAGACGUCUCGUCGGAUGAUUUCGAGCGGGUGGAUAUCGAUCGAUCGAGGUCUCAUCGAAGGUUUGUCAGCGGUCAGGGGUCUGAUGAUGCAGGACACUUGACACAGUCCCCAGAAGAACAGGUCACAAGCUCCGAUGACGAUCGCUCGCAAGAUCAACCUACACAGCAGUCUCCGCCAGUGGCCUCAGAAAGCGAUGCUGCUCCGCCUCCGCGAGUGUUACCGUUCACCAGGAGGACGGGGGGCAUUGUUCAGGGCACUGCCGCGACUCAGGCCAGGGACGAUCCGGAGGCCACAGGGGGAGAAACAGAUGACGAUGAGCUCUAG